ACAGUUGUAACGCGCUUAUUAAGAUAACGAUUGCGUUGUGGAUGGCUUUUUUAAUCAAAAACAGUGACGUUGGGGAUUGAUCAGCUGGUAGACGUCAAGUACAAGUAAAAUGUUGGCAAAGUAGGAAAUAUACGCAGACACUCUGCACGAUGUUUCGCCAGGCAUUUUCUAGAUAUAGUUGCGGAGGUACAAUAAGUGUGUUUGGGUGUCGAAGGCUUAGCGUUAUCUGCCGCCCGGUGGAAGUGCGAAUUGUAGAAGUAGGUCCACGCGAUGGCCUUCAGAAUGAGCCUAAAAUACUUCCCACCGCAGUCAAGAUAAACCUAAUCGACCAACUUUCCGAAACAGGACUUAAAAGCAUUGAAGCGACUAGUUUCGUGAGUCCUAGAUGGGUGCCUCAAAUGGCGGAUAACGCUCAAGUUCUUAAAGGGAUCAAGAGCCACCCGGGUAUCUCAUAUCCUGUUCUGACCCCGAAUCUGAAAGGUUAUCAGUCAGCUUUGGCGGCGGGGGCGAAAGAGGUUGCAGUAUUUGGAGCAGCUUCCGAGUCUUUUUCACAGAAGAAUGUUAAUUGUGGUACAGCGGAAGCCAUUGAACGGUUUCGCUGUGUGUUGGAAGCGGCCAAAAAAGACAAUAUUAAAGUCCGCGGAUAUGUGUCGACAGUGGUGGGCUGCCCUUAUGAAGGAGCAAUCAAACCUUCGGCUGUAGCAAAAGUUGUGGAAGCCCUUCUCGAUUUAGGUUGCUACGAAAUAUCCCUGGGAGAUACCAUCGGAGUAGGCACCCCCGGAACUAUGAAGAAAAUGCUUGAUGAAGUUUUAAAAGUUUGCUCUGUUGAUAAGUUUGCUGUUCAUUGCCACGACACAUACGGCCAGGCUCUUCCGAAUAUUCUCACAUCACUGGAUUACGGUAUCUCAGUUGUUGAUUCAUCUGUCUCUGGACUAGGGGGAUGUCCUUACGCUCGCGGCGCAUCUGGAAACGCGGCAACCGAAGACGUCGUGUAUAUGCUUCACGGAAUGGGCAUAGCUACGGGCAUUGACUUGCCUAAAUUGAUUAAUGUUGGGAAAUAUAUCUGUGAGGAACUUGGGCGCCAAUCUGAGUCGAAAGUUAGCCGAGCUUCACGGAAGUGUAAUCCUGGUGACCAGUAGGGAUUUGUUAUCAAUUUUUAUAAUAUAAGCGUAACAGAUGCAUUUAUUUACACCAAUGAUUUGAAUAAAAUAUUUUUACAAUUUUAA
This is a messenger RNA of Hermetia illucens (black soldier fly), 1226 nucleotides long. RefSeq names its product hydroxymethylglutaryl-CoA lyase, mitochondrial. Gene Ontology annotation, biological process: L-leucine catabolic process; ketone body biosynthetic process. Gene Ontology annotation, molecular function: hydroxymethylglutaryl-CoA lyase activity. The coding region runs from base 150 to 1139 and encodes 329 amino acids. The record is from RefSeq and is a predicted model, not a curated record. Lineage: Eukaryota; Metazoa; Arthropoda; Insecta; Diptera; Stratiomyidae. The transcript is spliced from 3 exons.